Molecule: messenger RNA, 1395 nt
Organism: Cydia pomonella (codling moth)
Lineage: Eukaryota; Metazoa; Arthropoda; Insecta; Lepidoptera; Tortricidae
Product: 3-hydroxyisobutyryl-CoA hydrolase, mitochondrial-like
Exons: 1
Coding region: 228-1352 (374 amino acids)
Biological process (GO): L-valine catabolic process
Molecular function (GO): 3-hydroxyisobutyryl-CoA hydrolase activity
Source: RefSeq, a predicted model, not a curated record
AACAUUUCCUUUUCAAAAACCUAACCUCCAAUAAUACUAUUUCAUUUAAAGUUGUAUAAAAGAAAACACUUACUUAUUAUGACUAUUUAACGAGUAUGGCAAGUCUGAAGUCACGACUCAGCCUCAUAUAUUUUUUGUUAUUAAUAACUGUUGGACUAUACCUCUACUCUGAAACUCACCUCUUCGGCCAAGUCAUCCCUAAAUAGUUUUCAAACUAAGCAGUUACCAUGAGUGUUGCCAUAUUAGCAAAACGCAGUACCUACUUCGGGAAAUCAUUGAUCGCAACUGUGAUUCGGAAAAUAGGUUUAUUCCCUCAAUGUCCGCAACCCGUAUUAUUCGAAACCGUGGAAUCCGCUGGCGUAGUCACCCUGAACAGACCAAAACAAUUGAACGCCAUGGAUUACCUGAUGUGGCGGCAACUCCUCCCGCGUCUACAAAUCACUGAACGAGGCCGGUCUCGCCUGAUCCUUAAGGGCGAAGGAGCCUUCAGCGUCGGAAAAGACAUCAAAUGGUUCUUCAACCAUGAACGUCAUUCUAAAAAACUGGCAUCUGUAACCUUAAUGUUCAACGGUGUUUACCUAUUAUCCAAGUACAAAAUCCCUUCCGUGGCUCUAAUAAAUGGCUUAACAUUCGGUGCAGGACUAAUGCUUUCCCGAAACUGUAAGUACCGAGUCGCCACGGAGCAUGCCACCAUAGGCUCUCCAGAAGUGAACAGCUGGAUAAAUAACGUCAGCGGUACGUAUCAUCUGUCGCGUUUGAGCAACCAUUUAGGCUUCUACUUGAGCAUGACAAACGAAAGAUUGAAGGGAAAAGACGUAGUUUUGUCUGGGUUAGCCACUCAUUUUGUACCAAGCGCACGUUUACAAGAACUUGGGAAUGAACUUUGCAGCUGUAAGCCCGAGGAUAUAGAAGCCCGUUUGAAUGUAUAUAGCGAGCCACUUGGAGAAUUCUCUCUAGCUCCUGUUGUAAAGGAUAUCAACCAUUGUUUCUCUGCUGAUACUGUCGAAGGAAUUAUUGAAAGACUUUGGACGGUGAAUGAUCCCUGGUCAAUGCAAGCAGUGGAAUCAAUCGCUAAAUUAAGUCCGACCAUGCUCAAAGUGACUUUACGUGCUCUACAGCUUGGAAAAGCUAGCGAUAUGAAGGAAUGUCUUCAGACAGAGUAUCGAGUGUUGUCUCGCUACUUGGGCAGUUAUGAUGCACACGAAGGACUAAGAGCAGUACUGAUGCAAAGAAGUGAUCGUCCGACUUGGCGGCCCGACACCCUUGCUGAAGUGUCAGACACCAUGGUGAACAGCUACUUUGAACCCCUGCCAGAAGAACUCGUGUAUUAUGAUGAAAUCAUUUCAAAAUAGAGUUGACGCGUUUUUUCUAACUUGUAGAUUUUCUUGACAGUGU